Molecule: messenger RNA, 3363 nt
Organism: Ectocarpus sp. CCAP 1310/34
Lineage: Eukaryota; Phaeophyceae; Ectocarpales; Ectocarpaceae
Source: the annotation of a GenBank genome assembly
AUGAAGAACCACCUGGAGAAGCUCUUGCUAGACUCUCAGAAGUCCCAGGCCGACCUGGCGGGCCAACGCGCGACGCUGGAGGCGGAGCUCGGCAAGCUCCGCCGACGGAUGGACGAGCGGGCGAAGAUGGCCUUGGAGGAAGAGCGUAAGACCACGAGGCUCGCGCGAGAGUGCGGGAACUUGAAGACCGAGCUCGAAGCGGCACGCCAAGACAUCACCAGCGCCUCCGAGGAGCUGGCCGCCGUCCGCCUGACCAAACAGGAGGCCGACGAGGCUCUGCUGGAGAAGGACAAGGAAAACAGCAAGCUCCGGAGCAAGAACGAGAGCUUAAGGGUGGAGAUGGACCGACGACUUCAUGCUCUCAACCAGGAGAAGGGAGACCUGGCAGAAAAGAUGGAGGAAUCGAUUCGGGAGCUGAAGGAUCGGGAGAAUUUACUCCACGGCCAGCUGGAAGCCACGGGAAGGGAGAACAAGGAGAUCCAGGAGGCGCAGGCGGCGGAGAUCAGCGAGAUGGAGGAGCAGCUGAGGCUGGCCAACGAGGACAGGGAGCGCUUGAAGGCGGACGCCAGGAAGGCGAAGGCACACAGCAAGGUUGCGGCGAUGAAGCACCAGGGCGUGGAGCUGCGGCAUAUGGAGGCCGAGAACAAGGAUCUAAAGGCCCGGAUCGAGAGGCAGGAGGCCUUCCACAAGAGGAGGAUGGAGAGAGAGAAGAGGGAAAAGAGGGCUGGACGACCUGUGUCCGGAGGGUGUGGCAGAGUGCCACCCGGGCCCGCUGGCGGCGCUGCGUCCGGGCGCGCGGCGGCUCAACUACUCCCCUUGCCGCCGCUGAUGAGCUACGGCGAGGACGACGCCCGCGGCGGGAGCCGAAGGCUGUCGAUGACGCCGACUUCGGCCACACGAGGAGGAGAUGGCGAUGACGGCGGCGGCGGCGGCCGCGAGCUGUUCUCGUCCGAACGGCCUCGCUCCGCUUCUGAAGCUCACGGCAGCGGCGGCGGAAGCAGCCCUUGCUUCUUCUCAACAACAACGACGACGACAACGACAACGCCGUCGAACCACGCCGACAAGGAGAACAGGGUCCAGGAGCAGCAGGCAGCGGCGGCCCAGCGAAGAGGAGCCCCUGCGUGGGAGGGCAAUGGCGGCGGUGCCGCCGACUGCGAGGCUGGCGCCGGCGGCGGCAGAGACGUCAACGGUAGUGACAGCGGUGCGUUUACCGACGACGACGCCGCGGGAAGGGGCGGUUGUCGCGCUCCUGCGAGCGGGGGACGCCUGAAAGCCGGCGGUCUCAGCAGCAGCGGAGUUAACAGCAGAGGGCGGGGAUUGUCGUCGUCGGGAAGCAAAGGCGGGGGAGUCGGCAGGGCUACCGUCGCUAGCGCUGCUGCUGCUGCUGCUACUGCACAGCCCCUGGAAAGCAGCAAGAUCAGGCGCGUGGCGAGGUCGCCGGCGACGCGCGGGUUGCACGAGGCCGCCGGCGGUCGGCACGCCACGGCCGCCUCCUCGCGCUCGUCUUCUCGCGGAAGGUGUGAAAAGGGACACCACAACCUGCCAAACGAUUUGUAGCCCCGAGCUUCCUUCCCUCGCCCGGUCUCACGCGUGCGAGCACCUUCGCACGCCUCGUUACUUGCCGUGUUACUUGUGUGCGUAAUUUGGCUCUCGUGUUUACGCAGCCCUGAUUGUUUCGACUACUACCCCUACCGCCGCCGCCACCGCCUCCCUACGACAAAUUGUUUUGUGUUUCUUUUUGCUGUCUCUGUUGUGCGUUUGUUGAUGGUCGCAGGAGCGCCGUGGCGGCGAAGGUGGGGGGCCCGCGGUCGUCGAGCCUAGGUAUCCAGUCCCGUGCCUCCUCGGGGUGGCGGUGAGGGGGCCUAAAAAGAGACACGGGGUAUUUUGGAGGGGCGGGGCACACACUGGGGAUGGGCGCUGCAAUGACGUGGGUCUAGCUAGGACACGGUGGGGGGGAGGGGGUUGAAACCGACGGGGGCCGAACCUACCUCGCUCCCGAAAGGCUACACAGUAUUAAAGUAGGCGGUACGGGGGCGAGGGCGGGUGGCGCGCUCUUGUUGCUGCCAUUUUUUUGUGUUUUUUUCUCGUUCCUGCGGUACAAGUGUCGACGCCAUCUCACUCGUUCCUGCCGUGCAAGGGGCGAAGAAGCAGCACGAGAUAGGACCCAUGCAUUAUUGUAUGCGUACAGUAGUCUUCAUCUUGGUUGUUGGUCGGGUUUCGGAGAGGGGAGGGACGCCAUGGCUCGGUGUAGCGUGUGGCGCGAGGAAGGGAACGAAAUAGGCAACGCGUUUCAUUUGCCUUAUUUCUGAUUGUCGGCCGGCUGGUGGCAAUUGUGUUUUCCGGGUGGGGUGGGGGUGGGGGUGGGGGCGGCGUUGUGGUGAGGGGCGGAGGGCUGGUUGUGUAGCUCAUGCAUUAGCGCGUUUUGUGGUCUUGAAAGUCCGCUACACGCAGGGCGAUACAAGUAGUCCGGUUGCUCGGGGGGGGUGAACAAUGAAAAAUGCCUGUUUUUUUUUUUCUCUUAUUUUUUCAUACAAGUCUUUUAAGCAGGGUGGGCGGAGGUGAAAUUUGUGAAAUGAGGAGAGAAAGAGGAUCGAAUUCUCGAAGAGUGGUCGCUGUGGCUGUGGCGAUUGUUCUCACCUUCGACCCUUCGAUCCUUGCACUCGAAGAACCAGGCUGAGACCUUCUCUGUCCGUCUUCGGAUGAUUGCAGGGGUUGGAAUGGAAAAAGUUCAAGUCUCCAGCUUUUCUUUUCUUUUUUCUUUUGUGUGUUGUUUGCUGCUGAGCGGGGCAUGGCGGCCGAUGUUCUUGUGGUCUGUUCCUCAUUGGUGACUGCAGCAGUUUUCUCGCUCGAACGGCGCUUUACUUAAGUUUUGCGUGCCGGCUUCUUGGCUGCUUGCUGCUUCCAUGUGUCCAUGCUUCCUUGUUGCAUCAGUCUGCCCUCAGUACCAUACUCUGAUGAUAUUUCAUCGCACCAGGUUCACGUGCCUUGUUGAAGCAGCAAUGAUCCUGAUCGGGCACAUAACUGCUGCUGUAUACUACCUUCGGUGGGCUUGGCGCCUACGGAAUGGUGGAUGCUGCACCGCACGUGCUUCUUCUGGCGCCACCCCCUCUGCGCACGGCUAUGAUAGGACAGGGCACGGACAAUGUGCAGUGGGGGCGGGGGCAGCAAGGAGAAACGACAGCCCACGCAUAUUUGUAUUUGGCCCCAUGUUCUGCUCUCUCUCUCUUUUCGUUUGGUGUUUGGUACGGCCACGUUGGCGGCAGCUGCAGUUGAAGCUGUUGCAGGUUUUGUUCCGUGAUUUUCUGACCGCCACAUGUACUUUGACUCUUCGCAUCUUGGAUUGCCGAUCCAGUCCUGUACCGA